Pyrus x bretschneideri (Chinese white pear) is the source of this 1512-nucleotide messenger RNA. RefSeq names its product squamosa promoter-binding-like protein 9. The coding region runs from base 184 to 1323 and encodes 379 amino acids. Gene Ontology annotation, molecular function: DNA binding. The transcript is spliced from 3 exons. The record is from RefSeq and is a predicted model, not a curated record. Lineage: Eukaryota; Viridiplantae; Streptophyta; Magnoliopsida; Rosales; Rosaceae. Gene Ontology annotation, cellular component: nucleus.
GCUCAGAGCUGGCAUGGGUCACUGUCAGGUGUGUGCUUUUCACUACCCCUCCACAUUCACCAACUUUAUCACUCUCUCACUACCACUCCUUUAGAGAGAGAAACAAACCAAACUACCCCUUAUCUCUCUAUCAGUUGAUGACCCUCCCAAAGUAGUAUUAUGAAGGGGCUGUAGAGGACAAUAAUGGAUAUGGGCUCGAGCUCUAUGACCGAGUCAGGGAGCUCUUCCUCCUCUUCGCCGCCCAACUCCUCCGCUGAGUCACUCAACGGCUUGAAAUUCGGCCGGAAAAUCUACUUUGAGGAUGGGGGUUGUGGAGCUCUGCACAAAUCAUCAUCAGGGUCUGCUGCUGGGUCUUCCUCCGCCGGGGCUACGCCGCCCAAGAAGCAAAGGGGCAGCGGAAAUUUGGGUCAGCCGCCGCGGUGUCAGGUGGAGGGCUGCGAGGUAGAUCUGAGUGGUGCCAAAGCUUACUAUUCCAGGCACAAAGUCUGUGGCUUGCACUCUAAAACCCCCACUGUUAUUGUUGCUGGUCUUGAACAGAGGUUUUGCCAACAGUGUAGCAGGUUUCAUUUACUUCCUGAAUUUGACCAAGGAAAACGUAGUUGUCGUAGACGCUUGGCUGGACAUAAUGAGCGUCGUAGAAAGCCACAACCAGGAUCCGUACUGUCUGCGCGUGGCAGACUUUCGUCGUCUCUCUACGAAAACAGCAACAGAGUUGGAAGCUUUCUGAUGGAUUUCACUGCAUACCCAAGGCUUUCUGGGAGGGAUGAAUGGACGACAACGAGAACUUCUGAGCGAGCACCUGUUAAUCAAAAUGCCAAUGACGCAGGGAAGUUUCUACAACAGCCGUGGCAGAGCAACUCUGAGAUUUCUACAUCCGGCUUUUACCUACAAGGUUCAGCAGGCGGGACUAGUUAUCCUGGUCCUGGAAUUCCUCCAGGAGAAUGCGUCACAGUAGUCACUGACUCAAGCUGUGCUCUCUCUCUUCUGUCAAAUCAGCCAUGGGGCUCUCGAAACCGAGUAUCGGGUGCUGGGAUGAAUUCCUUGAUGAACACUCAAGGGGUACCUGUGGCUCAAACAGUCCCUCAUUCUGCAAACUCCAAUCACUUUCCGACCACUUCGUGGGGUUUCAAAGGAAAUGAAAAUGGUAGCAGCUCACACGGGAUGCUUCCGGAUCUGGGUCUCGGUCAGAUCUCGCAGCCGCUUAGCAGUCAGUACUCUGGUGUGCUGGAGCUGUCUCAACAGGGUAGGAGGCAGCAACACAUGGAACUCGGACACACCAGGGGCUAUGACUCCACCAGUCAGCAGAUGCACUGGUCGCUUUAAAACCAUGGAAUCUGCUUUGCAGGUUUUAUGCCUUUUAUGGAAGAACCCUAAACUGAGCUUAUUUUGUUUAAAAGCUUAACUAAGAAGGUUUUAUGCCUUUUAUGGUUGAACCCUGAACUGACUAUGUAUAGUUCGCCUUCAAGGCUUGAUCUUCCUACCUAGCAAUAAAACUACUAUUUGGAUGUUGAA